CCAACGCCCUUCGGUCAGCUGCCCACCCACACCCCGGGCUCUCCGAUGGCGCCCGAGGCCGGUGCGCUCCGGCGCCCGCUGUCCUGGGCGACGCUGCUGCUCCUGGCCGCGCUGCUCCCCGUCGCCUCCUCGGCGGGAGUCCCAGUUGAUCACCCACUGAAGCCAAGACAUGUGAAACUGCUGUCCACUAAAAUGGGCCUGAAAGUCACGUGGGACCCACCCAAAGAUGCUGCCAGUAGACCCGUGGAGCAUUACAACAUUGCCUAUGGGAAGUCACUGAAAAGUCUUAGCUACAUCAAGGUGAAUGCGGAGACAUACUCCUUCCUUAUUGAGGAUGUGGAGCCGGGGGUAGUGUACUUUGUGCUGGUUACUGCAGAAAACCACAGUGGAGUGAGCCGUCCAGUUUACAGAGCUGAAAGCCCACCUGGAGGUGAAUGGAUCAAGAUUGAUGGUUUUCCCAUUAAGGGUCGAGGACCAUUUAAUGAAACCGUCACAGAAAGGGAAGUUCCAAACAAACCCUUGCGUGUACGCAUCCGAUCCUCUGAUGACAAGCUCUCCGUCCAGUGGAAAGCACCACGCCUUUCGGGAGCAAAGAGCCCACGCAGAUCACGAGGUUUCCUUUUGGGCUACGGGGAAAGCGGCCGGAAGAUGAAUUAUAUUCCGCUGACAAGAGAUGAGAGAACACACGAAAUUAAAAAGCUAGCCUCUGAGUCGGUGUACGUGGUGUCCCUACAGUCCAUGAAUGCCCAGGGCCAGAGUCAGCCAGUCUACAGGGCCGCUUUGACUAAACGAAAGAUUUCAGAAGAGGAUGAGCUGGAUGUACCUGAAGACAUCAACGUCCGUGUUAUGUCCUCCCAGUCUGUGCUCGUUGCCUGGGUGGAUCCAGUUGUGGAAAAACAGAAGAAGGUUGUUGCAUCAAGACAGUACACUGUGCGCUAUCGAGAAAAAGGGGAGUCAGCGAGAUGGGAUUACAAGCAAAUUUCUAACAGACGCGUGUUGGUUGAGAACCUGAUCCCAGACACCAUGUAUGAAUUUGCGGUCCGUAUUUCACAGGGUGAAAGAGACGGCAAAUGGAGUACGUCAGUCUUCCAGAGAACCCCAGAAUCUGCUCCUACCGUGGCUCCUGAAAACUUGAACGUCUGGCCAGUUGAUGGCAAGCCUACAGCUGUCAUAGCAUCUUGGGAUGCACUUCCUGAAACUGAGGGGAAGGUGAAAGAAUACAUUCUUUCAUACGCCCCGGCUCUCAAACCAUUUGGAGCAAAGUCCCUCACCUACCGCGGAGAGACCACUUCUGCCCUGGUGGAUGGUCUGCAGCCUGGGGAACGCUAUCUUUUCAAAAUCCGGGCCGCAAACCGGCGGGGACAGGGUCCUCAGUCCAAAGCCUUCAUUGUCACUACGCCAACAACUAAUACCGGUGAGUCCAAGGAUCAGCAGAGAGCAGACACAGAGGAUCAUUCCAAACCUGAAAAACCCCAGCCGUUGUCACCCUCUCCCAAAGUUCCUCCUUCUUCAAAACACACAGCCGUGCCUGUUUCUCCCCGAAGUAGAAACGUCAAGAACCCUCUUCCUGACUUGAAGAACAAAAUACUGGCUAACGGUGGGGUGCCAGGAAAGCCGCAGCUUCCCCCUAAAAAGCCUGAGGAUCUGGAUCUCCAGUCGACUGAAAUCACCGACAAGAAGGAGCAGGAUUCCCGCGCAGACCCUCCGACGUCGUCCUCUGAGACCCAAGACCAAAUGCGAGCUCAGCCGCCCCCACCUGCCAGUCGAUCCUUCCACUCCGGCCUUGGUCCCGGGAGGACUCCGGUCAGAGCGCGCGUGCCAGUGUGGCCCCGAAGGGACACCGCGGAUAAACCCGGCCCGCCGCCCUCCCUGGCUCCUGCACAGUCUCCCGCGACGUCCGCCGCCUCCGCCCGGCACAGCGACCCCGCUAACGCCGCUGACAACGAGUCGGUUGACCCCGACGAGGAGGAGGAGCGGGCUGCAGACCCCCUCCGCCCCAAGGAUGCCUCCUCGGAGAAGCAUUCUCGGCCGGGCGCGCCCUCCAGCCCCGCGUCAGCCGCGAGCGCUCUGCGGGAGAGAAGCGCGGUGCGCCGUGGGGGGAAACCGCCUUUGCACGCUUGGAGGACAGCGCCUUCUAGGGACGCCGGGGAUGCUUCUCAUGGCGCUGGGGAAGGUGACAAUGACGCAGAAUAUAAAGGAAGGCAGGCGGAGGCCACUGCCUCUGCGUCUCGGGCCAGGUUGCCCGCCAGUCGGCCUGUCUCUGGACAUUGGAGUUUGCUCAGACACAAGCCCUUUGCUGCCAAUAGAUACCCACACAGGUUUGGUAGUAGUCGGGGACUGCGGUUCCAGCCUUCCAGCUCCCCCCAGUCCACUGUGCCCUCCCAAGUCCUCUCUAGGGUCAAUUCUCAUCCAACUUCUGAUCACAGACUUGACUCAAGUGCCAAUAGAGAUGAUGAAAAAGAGGAAGUGGAAGACGAAAAGCCACUUCCUGCCACUGUCGUCAAUGACUUCAUGCCUUCCUCCUCCAGGCAGCCUGCCUCACGGGGGCUGGACCAUCUAAGAAGGGUCUUCCAGAGAGGGCCCAUUAUUCAACGAAAAGAGCCCCUCUCAGAAAACCCCAAAUCGGCAGCAACUUCAUCAGCUUUAGCAGCUGGGCUUUCUCAGGGCAAAGCCCUGUCCCCGUCCUCCGAGGCACAGGAUGUUCAACAGAGCACAGACAUGGAAGCUCAUUCUCCUGAAACACAGCCAGUGUCCACAGCAGGUCAGCUGUCCCCCGCCCGGCCUCCCUCGGUCAGGUCUCAGCACCAUCCCGGGUCCAGUGUUCCUAGAAGGAUGGUGCCUGGCCAAGGGCAGGGCUCCAGAGCUGCUGCUUCAGAACAGCUUCCUUCCUUACACCACUCUGUGUCCCAGCAGCAGCCCCACAGCCAGCAGCGUGAGGAGCUGGGGCAUGCACUCCCCAAAUCCGAACAGGUGCCUCCUCAGCUGGGACGUUCCAACUCUGUGUUGCAGGAAAGCACCCAAUCCUCAGAUCCUUACAGGUCAAGAGCUGGUCAGUCCUUUGCAGCAAACUCCCGCGGAGGGCUCCUUCCCUCGGCCAAGAACCAGAACCAGGAUUCUGUCAGCAGCCGUGACAACGACCCAGAGGACAGCACAGAGGUGCCCACACACCGUGCCCGGGCUCAGUUCGGCCAGGCGGAGUCUCAGGCAGGAAGCUCUGAUGACAAGCCCCGCAGCAGGCUCGCAUCUGCAGUGCCCGCCCCAGGCGCAGGCUCCCCACGGAGACUCAGCAGGCCCGGCGGCCCCCACCCUUACUCCCACCCCAGGGUCCUGGGCAGGGUCCCACCCCCAUCGCAGGUGGCGGUGAAAAGAAAUGAUGCAUUCCAGGCCACGCGGUCAAAAACAGAACCUCGGUCCAAAAGGCCCCUGACGUCGAAAUCUCAGCAGUCCGUCUCCAACGAGGAGGGCGAAGAGGGGACAGUUUUAAAAGGAGGAAAGAAAGAUGACUCUCUGUCUGCUUCAGUGCCAAAGUGGUCCUCAUCCUCCGCUGGCAGCAAAGACGCUGAUGGAAGCAGAGAGAAGGACAAGCUCAACGCUGUGAUCGCACUGCCCCCUCCCAGAGAGACGUCCCAGCCGGAGGAGAACCCCACUCCUCUGAAGCGGCCUCUUCCUCCACCAUCUGGUUCCCCAAGAGUCCCCCUCAUCCCUCCCAGAUAUCCCUUUAGCAGCACUGCCACCCCAGCUGUCAGCACCCCAGCCCGCCCACGGUAUCCCACCCGCGCCCCUCCUCUCUACUCCUCAACCACCCCCAUGCUUUCCCUGCGCCAGCGCAUGAUGAACUCACGGUUCCGGAACCCUCUCCUACGCCAGCCUGUGAGAACCCCUUAUGGACCAGGUUAUAAUAAUGGCAGACCAAAUAUCGAUGGGAAAGUCCUUCCUAGUAGUAAUGGAAAACUAAAUGGACAAAGAAUUAUCAAUGGCCCUCAAGGAACCAAGUGGGUUGUGGAUCUUGAGCGUGGGUUGGUGUUAAAUGCUGAAGGAAGGUUUCUUCAGGAUUCACAUGGAAAUCCUCUUCGGGUUAAACUAGGAGGAGAUAGACAAACCAUUGUGGAUUUGGCAGGGACCCCGGUGGUGAGCCCUGAUGGCCUCCCCCUCUUUGGGGAGGGGCGGCACGGCAAACCCGUGGCCAGUGCCCAGGAUAAGCCCAUUUUGAGCCUUGGAGGGAAGCCCCUGGUGGGCCUGGAGGUUGUCAAAACAACCACCCGUCUCCCCACCACAACCCCUCUUCCCACAACUACGACCCCUCUGCCCACCACCACCACCCCUCUGCCUACCACCACCACCCGCCGCUCGACAACCACCCGCCGAACAACCACCACCCGCCGUACAACCACCCGCCGAACAAUUCCCACCCGCCGCACGACCACCACGCGCCCAGUGCCCGUGAUCCGGACCACCACGCGGACCACCACCACCACUACCACUCCCGAGCCCACCACCCCGGUGCCCACCUGUCCCCCUGGCACCCUGGAACAGCACGAUGAAGAUGGCAACCUGGUAAUGGGCUCGAAUGGGACCCCGGAGUGCCACGCUGAGGAAGAUGAUUUCUCGGGAUCAGACACCAGCACGGUGAUGCCCACAGAAGAAGCGUACGUUGUAUAUGAUGAAGAUUAUGAAUUUGAGACCUCUCGGGCACCAGCCACCACCAAGGUCUCCACCACUGUGACGACACCAAGUGUCAUUUCACCAGAAGGCUCAAUCAGCUCUUUUCCUGAAGAAGAAUUUGAUCUGGCUGGAAGGAAACGAUUUAUUGCUCCGUAUGUGACGUACCUAAGUAAGGACCCAUCAGCCCCCUGCUCUCUGACUGAUGCUCUGGAUCACUUCCAAGUGGACAGCCUGGAUGAAAUCAUCCCCAACGACCUGAGGAAGACUGACCUGCCUCCCCAGAACACCCCCCGCAACAUUACCGUGGUUGCGAUGGAAGGCUGCCACUCCUUUGUCAUCGUGGACUGGGACAAGGCUGCCCCCGGAGAUGUAGUAACAGGUUACUUGGUUUACAGUGCAUCCUAUGAGGACUUCAUCAGGAACAAGUGGUCUACUCAGGCUUCAUCAGUAACUCAUUUGCCCAUUGAGAAUCUGAAGCCAAACACAAGGUAUUAUUUCAAAGUUCAAGCCCAAAAUCCUCAUGGCUUGGGACCUGUUAGCCCUUCAGUCUCAUUUGUUACAGAAUCAGACAACCCUCUGCUUGUGGUCAGACCACCAGGUGGUGAGCCCAUCUGGAUCCCAUUUACUUUCAAACGUGACCCUGGCUACACAGACUGUCAUGGCCGGCAAUAUGUGAAGCGGACAUGGUACAGAAAGUUUGUGGGAGUCGUUCUUUGUAAUUCACUGAGGUAUAAGAUCUACCUCAGUGACAAUCUGAAAGAUACAUUCUACAGCAUUGGGGACAGCUGGGGAAGAGGUGAAGACCAUUGCCAAUUUGUGGAUUCACACCUGGAUGGAAGAACAGGGCCUCAGUCCUACAUAGAAGCCCUACCUCCCAUGCAAGGCUACUAUCGCCAGUACCGUCAGGAGCCCGUCAGCUUUGGCCAAAUUGGCUUUGGAACCCCCUACUAUUAUGUGGGCUGGUACGAGUGUGGGGUCACCAUUCCAGGGAAGUGGUAACCGUGGGACAAUUGUGCUGAAGAUUCGCCCUGACCUACCCCAUUGACUUACUUGCACUAGGGGCUGUGGAUUGUUGGUCUGGGGAGGAAAAUCAAGACAGCGUCACAAGCCCUACUACCCCAGGUGUCGGGACGAACAGGCAAUGGAUACUGUACAUUUCGGACAUCUUCAGUCUGGAACUCAGUCUCGCUUCUUGGCCUUGACAUUCAAAUGGAAUUCAAUUUUGUUGCUGACUUUGCUUCUCCACAUUUUUAAUUUUUAAUAGCACAUCCCCAGAGACAUCAGACACAAGCAGCUACAGAGGUUGCCCACUGCUUCAGUGUGCCUUUCAAACCUUUUAGGCACAAAAUUCAGAUUUCAGUAUCUCCAGGGAACGGCUUGCUUGCUUCAUGAAAUGCUAAGCACUAUUUUCUCACUGGCUUCCUCCAAAACUAGCAGAAUUUAAGCUUCAGAUCACUUUCUAUGCAGUAGAACUGAAUUAUUAUAAACACCACCAAAGGAAAUAUAUCCUACUUAAGAUUUAUUCUAUGGACUUACCCAACGCUAGACUAAAUGUAACAAAUAUUAUUUGUAAAUUCUCAAUUUUGAUAUAUAUAUAUAUAUAUGUAUAUAUGCAUAUACAUAUACACACUUGUCAGCAAGAACAUUAAUUAAAUUUGCUAAAUUUGUACUUGUUCAUUAGAUAAAUGGGUGUGGGAUAUUUAGAGCAAAGGUGCUGUUUAUUAACCUUCUUUAGGAGUGCCCAGGGAAUGUGUACUCUGCAUAAUGUAACAGCAAUGGGAAGCAAUAUGUUCUUCCUGUGGAUGCUACUGACCUCUGGAAAGUAUUGGGAUGCUGGGAGAGUAGCAGGGAUCUAGCUAUGUGACUCGUCCCUGCAAACAGAGUGUUUUCUGCCCAAGGAGAUGAUCUUCCCAUACCCUUGGGGGAAAUGCACUUGAUGCCUCUCUGGGGGCAUCUCCAGUAGGUUUCCAGAUUAAGAUUUUAGGUCCCAUAAGGUUUAAUAUUCCAGUUUUUAAAAAUUCCUUUUUCCCUUUCCUACCUAUCUUAAUAUUUACUCUUUGAAAUAUAAACAUCUUACUUCUCUGUAAAAGAGGGUUUAUUUAAAGACAUUUUAUUCUAAUUAUUUUAAAAACAUGAUGUACUUUCCAUGUGCUUGGCCCAUCCAAGUCCCUCAGGCAGCUCUGUGGAGUGAAGGCUUUGUCUUUUAUCCUAUAAAGGUUUUGCUGUGUUAAUAAUAGAGUGGUAUAUGGGAACCCAUUAUUUUAUGCAUGAUUUUCCUGCAAACCCACAACUUCUCUAAUAAAAAGGAAAAGGGGGGGGGGCGGAGAGAAAAGCUUUCCUGAAAGAGAAGCAGUGGUGG
This is a messenger RNA of Choloepus didactylus (southern two-toed sloth), 7021 nucleotides long. RefSeq names its product fibronectin type III domain containing 1 (gene FNDC1). NCBI's taxonomy places the organism in Eukaryota, Metazoa, Chordata, Mammalia, Pilosa, Megalonychidae. The record is from RefSeq and is a predicted model, not a curated record. The transcript is spliced from 23 exons. Bases 46 to 5661 code for a protein of 1871 amino acids. Gene Ontology annotation, molecular function: protein binding.